Doryrhamphus excisus (bluestripe pipefish) is the source of this 3605-nucleotide messenger RNA. Lineage: Eukaryota; Metazoa; Chordata; Actinopteri; Syngnathiformes; Syngnathidae. The record is from RefSeq and is a predicted model, not a curated record.
GUUUUUGUAGUUCCGUCGUUGUUGACCUGUCAGCGUUGUAGUACACUCUGUUACUGCUGACAAAUUGUGUUACUCCCCUGGUAUGUGCAACGUUCCAACGGUAGCACACAGCGAGCACCAGCAGGGCGUAACACGCCUGGACCUGUUUAACCUUGAUACAACACUCUCCUUGCUGGUAUCUACCAACUAGCUAGUUAUCUUAGCAGCUGAAGUUAGCUAACAAGCCGACCAACUUGACAGCUAGCUUUGUGCUAGCAGUAGUUAGCAGCGUUAGCGAAAGCUAGCUUUGGACUGAGGGACGCCAAGAAGUCAGCUGCAGGAAAAGCAACACUAAGGACAAAACCCUGACAAGCAAGUCGAUUCCAUUCAUUUUUUGCAUCACUGGGGUAUCUACAGUAUCUCACACAAAUGCAAAGCACCAGCGUACCGACACUUGUGUCACGAAAGAGGAAACGGGAUGUCUCCAAUGUCGACAACGAGGUGGCGGAGAGGGCUGGGAAAAUCCCCAGAUGCACUGUGGGGUUGAAGCACCCUGCACCUUUUGCCGAUGAGCUCGUGCCAGCUGAUGCUCAGCCGUACGAGAGAGUGAACAUGGAGGAGGCCAAACGGGGGACACAUCCUGACAGGCCAGUGCGAGUGUAUGCAGAUGGAAUCUUUGAUGUUUUCCACUCAGGACACGCCAGGGCUCUUAUGCAGGCAAAAUGUCUUUUCCCAAAUACACACCUCAUAGUUGGAGUGUGCAGUGAUGACCUGACACACAAGUACAAGGGCUUCACAGUCAUGAAUGAAGACGAGCGCUAUGACGCCAUCCGACACUGUCGCUACGUGGACGAAGUGGUGCGGAACGCUCCCUGGACGCUAACGCCAGAGUUCCUUGCCAAACAUCGCAUUGACUUUGUGGCCCAUGAUGAUAUCCCAUACUCCUCAGCAGGCAGUGAUGAUGUGUACAAGCACAUCAAAGAAGCAGGAAUGUUUGCCCCCACCCAGCGGACAGAAGGCAUCUCCACCUCUGACAUAAUCACACGCAUUGUCCGCGACUACGACGUGUACGUCAGGCGCAACCUGCAGAGGGGCUACACAGCCAAGGAGCUCAACGUCAGCUUCAUCAAUGAGAAGAAGUACCACCUGCAGGAGCGCGUGGACAAGGUGAAGAGGAAGGUACGAGACGUGGAAGAAAAGAGCAAAGAGUUUGUCCUCAAGGUGGAGGAGAAGAGCAUCGACCUCAUCCAGAAAUGGGAGGAAAAGUCCAGGGAGUUCAUUGGCAACUUCCUGCAGAUGUUUGGACCCGAGGGAGCACUGAAGCACAUGCUGAAGGAGGGCAAAGGUCGCAUGCUACAGGCCAUCAGUCCCCGCCAAAGCCCCAGCAGCAGCCCGGCCCGUGAAGAGCGCUCGCCCUCGCCCACCUUUCGCCUGCCGUUCUUCAACAAGACCUCCCCGCCCCCCUCGCCCCCGCCUCACCACAGCGGGGCACGAGGCUACCUCGUCAGCGAGGACGAUGACGACGAAGACGAUGACAACUAAAGUAGCACAGCCAGUUCUGUUUUGGGCUUUUCUUUUCAUUAAGCUGUCAAGUAGCUAUGUUUUCCUCCGGAACCUUCUCUUUUUUUUGGGCAACAUUUAGCACUUCAGAGUCACAUGACCUUCAUACAUCUGUCUUUUUUGUGCACCCUGUAGUGUCACAAGUUCUUUGCGUCAUUUCUUUGAGAUUGAAAAGUAAUGUCUAUGGGAGCUUAGUUUUAAGGAGCAUCUGAACGUUUAUUUUUUUUUCUUUUAAUGUUUUUGCAGCAGGUUUACAGUGAGGUUCUUGCACAUGAAACAGUCAAAUUUUAAUGUUGCAGUUUGUUUUCAACUCAAAUUCAUGUUUAUUUUUGGAAAUAAUGGGAAACUAAGGCUAUGUUCACACUGCAGGUCAAUUCCGAUUUCUUUCUUCCUGUAUCUGAUUUUUUCAUGUCAGUGUGAACAGCACAAUUCACAUUUUUUCAAAUGUGACUCAAGCCUCAUUCGCAUGUGGAUAUAAAUCCGAUAUGUAUGCGAUCGGUCAGGUUGCAUAUAUCCGACCUAUACAUCAUGGAAUCUUGAAAAGGCAAAAACUUGGAUAAAGGUACUCACCGAUGUAGGAAAAGUUAUUCAUCUGAAUUGUAUUUUAUUUAUUUAUGUUAUCUGUCAUGUCUCCCCACUUCUGCCACCCACACACAGCUUGAAACAGACAGCAACAAGUUGUCUCCAAAAUUUUGCACAAAAUCCUCGAAUAGUUCGAUACUGGAAUAUAAUAGUGAUACUUUUGAUACGUUGGCUAUAUGAUUGUGUCCUUUUGUUUGUUCUUAGCUAACUGUACAAUCACCCCACUACCUCAAUAUGUUUAAGGGUUUAAAAUAGAUCAAUAACUAUGGCACCUUGUAUUCUUUAUGCUAUGAUUUGAAAUACUGUGCACUGUUUUUAAAAUUUACCAAACACAUAGAAUCGGAUCGGUAUCACCGAUACCAGCCUAAAUUUUUAACAAGUAUCGGUUCGGAAACUAAAUAAAUUUUAUCGCACAUCACGCUGCAGCAAUGUUUACUUCCGGAAACGCAGGCGAUGUCAUUCUCUUGCGCAUGCACGUCACUUUUCAGACGAUUUGCAUUCAUUUUAACAUGUCGGGUUUGUGUGGUAAUGUGAACGACCACAUAAAAAUCGGAUUUAAACCAAAAAAAAAUCCGAAUUGUGCAUCAUACCCUGCAGUGUGAAGGUAGCCUAAAUGAUAUGUUACGGUAGUGUGUGUGUGCAAGUGUUUUAUUGCGUCAUUCAUGAUUGAAGCGUCUUCUGUCAACACAACAUUCGUGUCAGCCGACCUAUUAUGAGCAUUUACAUCUUUACUUUAUCUUCUGGUGUUUGUACAAAGAACAAUCUUAUGUUUUCUGAGAAUCGCCAUGAUCUUAUUGUGAGCCCGGGAAGGCUUCCAACUUAUUUGAUGAACAAAGAAAAUGUAUCCCAAUUGAGAACUACUCAACUCGCUCCCCUUUAAAAAAAAUGUCAUAAGCACAAACUUAGCCCCACGGAACAUCACUAACAGCUUUAAUUCCUCCACAAACCUGUCUCCUUCUAGUGUAAGUUGAAGGAGAACUAUUUUCUGCCUCAGUUCGUGCACUAAAGUAAGAUGUGUUGUCGUGAUAAUCUGUCGAGGAAACUAAUGUACACUAUGUUCAUAACGUUAAGUACACCUGCAGUUUUAUCCGAUCCAAUACUGCAUUGAACAUCUUUGUAAAGGCAUGUUUAGCUAAUGUUCAAAUAAAUGAACACUAUUAGGUGGCAGUCGACUAAUUUAAGGAAGCCUACGAAAAGUGUUGUCAACAAGUCCAGUGGCCAGUUGUGUAUCAGUCAUUAACAUUAAUGUCAAUGUUAUUUUAAUCAGUUCCUUAUUUCACCGCCAUUUUUGAAGUUUAUUUACAGCCCCACGUGUAGAAUUUGAAAAGAGGAAGAUGGGAUAAAGGUAUUAAAUAUGUUCGCCAAAGUAUGUAUUGUUCUCAAUUCAUUUUGUCACAGCACAUUGCUAUUAAGACUGUUACUAUAGCAACAUUUCUUCUGCGCUUUAGUUUAUUCUUUUCUAAUUAUACAUGUCAAUGUAUCAC